GAUUUAUCAGAAUUCUCAUGCUAUUGUACCAAGUAUGACUUUUCCUAAUGAUUCACAUAUUUCUAAUGAAAUUACUUGCAAUUCUGAGGAAAAUAUGUUAAAUGAACCUAAUCAUGAUCGAAAACCUGAUGUGGUUUGGAUAGAUGCUGAUUUUUCUAACGAUCCUACGCUCUGCAAUGACAGUCCUGAUGAAUUUCAUGAGAAUAUUUCAGAAGAAUCAAAUCCUGAUGUCAUAUCAUAUAUUACCUAUCCUCAUAAUGUAUUUGAUCUUCGUGAAAAACCUGCCCAAUGCGAAGCACGAGUACUAAGUGACCUCGAGUUUUAUUAUAUUUCGGAUGAUUUCAUAUCAACUGCUGUUUACUCUUAUCACAAAAGCAGUUCUAAUGUUUACUCUAAACAAUGUGAGAUAUAUGUUUUAAAUGAAGCCACAUUAUUCAUAACUUGGGAGUAUAAAGAUCCAACAUUAUUUCGUGGGGGGGGAUAGUGUUGAAAAAUCUAUGGUUCGAAUUCUAGAUAUUAAUGAUUUCAUUACAAAACCGACAUGCUGGUUGUAUACAAUUCCAGGUGAGUCUGUUCCGAUUUCGUUUGUUAAUUUCAAUACUAAUGAGCACUUUCUAGAUACUACAAAGUUUUUAUCUU
Molecule: messenger RNA, 639 nt
Organism: Schistosoma intercalatum
Lineage: Eukaryota; Metazoa; Platyhelminthes; Trematoda; Strigeidida; Schistosomatidae
Source: the annotation of a GenBank genome assembly